AGUUAAUCCUGGUUAUUGGAAAACAAAAUAACUUGGUGACUGGAUUGGAUUAAACAACUUGUCAAGAUGAAUGUUUUAAAUAUAUUAUUACCAUGCAUUCUUCUUGUGAUGUUUCCCUCAACAAACAAUGCAGUGGCAGUUGGAAUAGUAAACGUCAUUUUUGGACCCUUAAUGGCAGCAAUUAUGUGUCAAUUCUUCAAUGAUUACGAACUUUGCCAAUCACAAAGAACAAUUGGAAAUGUUGGCGACAUAUCGGAUGCAGCGAAAAAUGUGAUUAAGUUAGCACAAAAAAGGAGCUGCACACCAUAUGAUUGUUCAGAUGAGCCAGAGAUUGCGCCAAUCAAUCUGUGUAUCGCCAUACAGAAAUCUUGCACAGUUAAUAACAAUGAUGUUAAAUGGGCCUAUGAACAUGCCAAAGGACUAAUAAAAAACAUUGAUAAUGCUGGGUUUAUAAGUACUGUUAUAUACUCUGACGAAGGGGAAGUCCAGCAUAAAUUGAGACGUGAACCCGACACCAAACUGAAAUCGUUAAAUAAGCCGUUCAAGAAAUUCAAACCUCCUAGAAAUCCUGAAUGCGAAGAUUGCAAGGCGAACACAAAAUCUGCAAUUCAAAAAUGCUGGGAUGAGUUUAACAGAACAAAGAACACACUACAGGAUGUAAUGAUCAUAUACACCGACGGGGUGUCCUUUGAUACGAGGUUCAAUCUAGCUGAAGAAAGACAAAUCACGAUAGAACAUGCAGAGGGAAACAGGGCGAGGAACAUUCAAACAUUUGUCAUAAAAUACAAAAACCCCAACGGUCCAAUCAAAGGAGAUUUUGAAUGGAGAGCAUUGAACAACCCCGGGGCGUUGGCCGACUUACCACAUCCCGAACCUAUGAGUCUCACCAAGAAUUUUAAGGCUACAGAUUUCCUUAAAGAUGUAUGCGGGUCUAUACCUGAUUGUACACCGAAACCGCCGUCUUGUGGUGAAAUCGACCUCGUUCUGAUUAUUGAUCGAUCUAAUAGUAUUACAGUGCCUAAUAUAAAGCGUACCAUCAAGUUCCUUGGCAGUAUGGUUAAGAAUCUUCAGGUUGAUAGUGCCCACAUACGCGUUGGUAUCAUCUCGUAUAAUCAGAUUGUCUACGUACAUUCGGAUGUCAAUGAAGCACUGAGCAAGAAAGAUGUGCUGGCAAGAAUUGCUACAAUUCCAACUUCGAAUGCAUUGGCGACCCACACACACGAAGCACUGGCCAAGGCACGUGAAAUGUUAAACAACAGUAGUAGAAGAGGAACUGCAAAGCAAGUAAUUGUCGUGGCAACUGAUGGUCAAACUUGGCUGUUGAAGGACAACGUUGGUGGUUACGCGGCCAAGCACAAUUCUCCAAUUACAGUUGAGGAAGCCAGACGCGCCAAGGAAGAAGGAGCUGAGUUAUUUACUAUAGGCUUACCAAACAGAGGAGGUGCUAUAAGAGGAAGGGAGGAAGAAUGGAUCCCAAUGUCUAGUGAUCCUUAUGAAUGCCAUUUCAUUGACAUGACAGAGCCAGAUGUGACAUUUGAUGAUCUAGUAUUUGCACGGUUCCAUAUUUUAACACAGCUUUGUAUAUUUGAAGAAGGCGAGUGUCAGUAUGUCGCAGAUGAAGAGGAAAUCGAAAGACGUGCUGGAGAAGCUUUGGAGGAGGGAAGUGGUGAAAUCUAGACUAAUCACCAUAGUGACACAAAACAAUGAACGGAAACAUUAUAUAUUGAUGGAAUUAGUGCUAUUUUAUAUUGGG
Molecule: messenger RNA, 1753 nt
Organism: Owenia fusiformis
Lineage: Eukaryota; Metazoa; Annelida; Polychaeta; Sabellida; Oweniidae
Source: the annotation of a GenBank genome assembly